Molecule: messenger RNA, 768 nt
Organism: Nannospalax galili (Upper Galilee mountains blind mole rat)
Lineage: Eukaryota; Metazoa; Chordata; Mammalia; Rodentia; Spalacidae
Gene: Ly6l
Product: lymphocyte antigen 6 family member L
Exons: 5
Coding region: 1-678 (225 amino acids)
Cellular component (GO): plasma membrane
Source: RefSeq, a predicted model, not a curated record
AUGGCCCCUGGCCCCAGGGGAGCCAACGAGAAAGGGCCGCAGAUCCCGCCCGGCCCGCCAGCUCCUCCCUGGGCACCGCCCAACGCGGUGGAGCGCAGGUGCCAGGCCAAUCGUAGAUGCCAAGAGCGCAGGUGCCAGGCGGAGCGCAGGGGCGCAGAGCCCGGAGCGCGUGGCUGGGUCCUGGACUGCAGCCGCGGGUGGCGCGAGUCGGGGCAGCCCAGCGCUGGCCAGUGCGGAGCCAUGGCCUUGCUGGUCCUGGCGAUCUGGGCGUCCCUGGUGCUCGCCAGCAGCUUGACGACCCAGGCGACAGCCCAGAACCUGAGCUGCUUCCAGUGCUUCAAAGUCACCCACCCGACCCGGUGUCGGCCAGUCCAGUGCAGAGCAAGCGAGCGGGUCUGCAUCUCCAACGAGGUGCUCCUUGUCUCCAAAACAAAGAGCAAACUGCAGAUCAGCAGGCGCUGUGCUGUCUACUGUCCCAACUCCAACAGUUUUUUUGACUGGACCCCAAGCGCUGGGAUGCGGGCCAGGAUCACCAGGCGCUGCUGCCUAGGGAAUCUCUGCAACACAGCGCCCGACACCCAGGAGGGGUUUGGGGCCCUGCCAGGGGUCCUCCUGAUGCCAGUGGUCCUGGGCCUCCUCUGCACCCUGUUGAUGUGCAGGGGCAUGCUUACUCCAUGAGCUGGCAGGGAAGGCACCAUAACCCCCACCCAGGAUCUGCAGCUUCCCCUGAGCCAACCCCUUGACCCAGGAAGUGGUAAUAAAGGCCUU